UUCUGUCCUUCUUCCUGUGUUUCCGCAGUGAAUGAGUAUGUGUUCAUGGUCCAAGCCAGAGGGAUCCAGAUCAGAGAGAACGUGAAGAACAUCGGGGCUCAGGUUCUAGAGCAGGUGGUGAGAGGGGCUUACAGCAACAAUGGCACAGAUUAUGUCUAUGACUUCAACAUGAGUGAGAGUGACGGUCCUCCCCCCACAUACCUCCCAGAGGGCUUUACCUACCUCCCUUCUCAGGUUUGCCCUCAGAGGCUGUCCUCCAUGAAGGGCAGGCUAGAGGUGAAUAUGAGUGAAGUGUCUUUGGAGGAUGUGGAGAGGCUCUUGCUGCAGGGAGAGCCUCAGAUGGCCCCAGGAGGCUACUGGAAGCCCAAAGACUGUGUACCUCGCUGGAAGGUGGCCAUCCUAGUCCCAUUCAGGAACCGACAUGAACACUUACCCAUUCUGCUGCGACACCUGGUGCCAGUGCUGAAAAAACAAAGACUCCAGUUUGCCUUUUAUUUCAUAGAACAGGAGGGCACAGAGCCAUUUAACCGAGCCAUGUUGUUCAACGUGGGCUACACAGAGGCCAUGAAGGACCUGGACUGGGACUGUCUUGUCUUCCACGAUGUGGACCACCUCAUGGAGAAUGACAGAAACUACUACGGGUGCACAGACAUGCCCCGACACUUUGCUGUCAAACUUGACAAGUACUCCUACAUGCUUCCGUAUCAUGAAUUCUAUGGUGGUGUCAGUGGCCUGACGGUGGAGCAGUUCAAAAAGAUUAAUGGAUUUCCUAAUGCAUUCUGGGGCUGGGGAGGAGAGGACGAUGACCUCUGGAACAGGGUGCGGUUUGCCAACUACUCAGUAAGUAGACCGCAUGGAGACCAGGGACGCUAUAAGUCAAUUCCACAUCACCAUCGUGGGGAAGUCCAGUUUCUAGGAAGAUAUAGUUUACUUCGCCACUCAAGGGAGAGACAGAAAGUGGAUGGUCUUAACAACUUAAACUACUCCCCCAUAGUGUCCAGGAGGCCUCUCUUCACCAACAUCACGGUCAGCUUGAGCAGAAAGCUUGCACCCAUAGAUGACUACUGAUCUAGGAUCAGCUGGACUGCAAAACACCUGGGAAUCAAAGUCCUCCGGGACAUCAGCCAUAUCUCACCAGUUGCAGCACUGCUUAGGACUUUUAAGUUUAUUGAUUCUUUGCUUUAUUUCUUUGUUUGUAUGCAACAAAAAAAGGAGACUCAAAUAAGUAUGUUGGAUAAAUGAUAUACAGAAUCAAGGAUAAAUGCUGCACUUGCUUGUGCCACAGUCCAUCACUCCUCUCAUCUCGGCUUAUCUAGUGUUCAGUCUCCACAUGCCUUUUGCACCAUUUUGGCCUUCAGCAUCCAUUCCUUCAUUCAUAUCUUUUUCAGUUAACUAUGAGCUCAGCCCUACAUUAGUGUGCUUGUUUAUCAUAAUAGGCCAUGAUACAUACACACACACAUACUCACGCAACACUUAAACGUGCUGACCUGGUCCCUGAGGCUUUUCUUUUUUCUUUGCUCUUGCACUACGGUACUUAUUUUCAGAAAUAAAGUAAGCCUGUGAAAUCAUUUGCAUGCACACACGACCACACAUCAACUUUUAAUCAGAGUGGACUCCUGCAGCUGGUACUGCAGAAGGUUUGCCAAAUCUGAAAAGAAACUUAUAUUAAGCGUAAGUGUUUUCUUUCAUGUAAACUGUAUGUGAAAUAGUUUAUCCUAACUUUCGAGAAUAUGAAUACCUUUAUCAUCUCUCAUGAAUUUAAUUUUGUCUUGUGAACGUACCAUUUGAAGACUGUAACGUUAGUGUUUGCAUAGUUGCAUUGGAUGUUCUAGCUGCCUGCAAGUGGCUGUAUGUUCAUCCUGUUAGCAAUAAGCUGUAAUAUCAGACAGCAGAACUUACACCUGACUUCCUCCUGAUACAGAUGCAAUAGCACGGAUGCUAGCAUGCCCUUAUUGGACGAUAGAAAAGGAGUGGCUGUGUAUGCAAACUUCACUUUCACAACAUCUUUGCCUAAGCAAACAUGCCAUCCUUGUCAGUGUGUUUGUUUGUGCUUGUUUAUAGGGUAGGGAGAGCUAUGCAAAUGGCCUGUAUGUUUCCUAUUGUCAGUGUAAGGUCUUCAGGGUGACCUCCAGGAGGCUUCAUCCCUGAAACUGUGACUGACUGACAUUAGACCUCACUUUGUGUGCUAAGUGCUAGUCCAAGCCAGGGAGAGAUAAACAGUUGUUAUUUUUAGAUCCCACAUCCUUGAUGUUGACUCACCUUCUUUCUUUUACAAAAGAGAAUUGGUGGUAGAGAAUACUUGAUUGCGGUCACUCUCACUUGUGUUUACAGAGGCUUUCGCUUUUGUUAUUUUUCAGAUUGUCUAGUGUUUGUUAUACUGUUAGCCAGCCCUGCUUCACUUUGGGUGCUGUGAGAACUGUAUCUCUUCAACAACUAAUCUGUGGCUGCCUUUAUUUUUUUAACUGAUACUUCAAUUCACUUUUCUAGACAUGGCUAUAGAAGAGCAGAUCUGCUUAUGUUAGAUGUCUCGUGAUAAACCACUGAUUAGCUUUGUUUGCGCUUCUUUGAGUCAGGCUUCGGCCAGUGUGAUUGUAAGUAAAUCAAACUUCAGGAUGUUGGUUUCAAGUCAAGUUUUCCAGUUGGUAGCAUGCAGCCUAACACUGUGCAUUGAGACAGACUUACAGCACUCUGGCAGUACAUAGCAGUUGCUAAAAUGUUGCUUCUCUAAUUUGUUAGUUUGACAGUGUUGAUUUUGAGUAAAAUAUCCCAAUACUGUAAACGUAGUUCCUUUUAAAAUAAACUAAGAAAAAAAAAAACAUGCAGACACUCUACUCACUGUCUGUCCUCUGGUCAUGCAGCUACUUCAUUUCACACAAAUCGCCUUGUAUGCAUUUCUUACGAUGUAUCUUUUGGGGGAAAUGUGGUUAAUUGACAAACUGUGUUUCCACAAUGAAAUAAGAAGUAAAGAGGCUGGACCUCAUUUUAUUUAUUUGAUCUUUUAUGGAUUAUUUUCUGUAAUUGUUUUUUUUUUGUCUUGCGGUUGAUGUGAUGAUUUAGUAGGUGACAAAAGACAGACUGUGUUAGAUGCACUGAAACUUGCAGUUAUGUGUAUUUAUGUGGGAUUGUGAGGCACAGGUCUGUGUAAAAGGGGAGAUGUUCCAUUUCAUUUAGAUGCGGAUUUACUCUCCAGAAAUGAAUAGCUGGUGAGAUAGAACAGGACCUGUAGCCUGGUGUGUAUUAAUCUGCUAGACAGACGGGUUUGAAGAGGCCAUUUUGUGUGACAACCACAGGAAGAG
Notothenia coriiceps (black rockcod) is the source of this 3296-nucleotide messenger RNA. RefSeq names its product beta-1,4-galactosyltransferase 5-like. Gene Ontology annotation, biological process: glycoprotein biosynthetic process; carbohydrate metabolic process. NCBI's taxonomy places the organism in Eukaryota, Metazoa, Chordata, Actinopteri, Perciformes, Nototheniidae. The annotation marks the transcript as partial. The record is from RefSeq and is a predicted model, not a curated record. The transcript is spliced from 8 exons. Gene Ontology annotation, cellular component: Golgi apparatus. Gene Ontology annotation, molecular function: UDP-galactose:glucosylceramide beta-1,4-galactosyltransferase activity.